AUGAGUGAAGAAGAUAAGACUUCGAGCAUAGAUGUGGCCUCUAGUGCGGGCGUUUUCGAAAAGGCAUUGAACUCUUGGGCUGUGAUUGACCUUCCGAGUCUGCAGAAGGAGAUGGACGCAAAAGGGUUAGAGAUCCAGGCCUCACAGAAGGAGUCCCUCCUUAGUAGAAAAGAUCUGGCCACGAAAACAAAAGCAUUCAAAAAGCUACCUGAGGAGGAGAAGCUGGAACAAAUCAACCAACUGGUCAAGUCGUAUCAGAAUGAGGUAGACAGCUUGACCAAGAAGAAUAAGACCGUUGAAAACGUGUUCUUUCAUAUCUAUAGGGCCCUUGCCGAGGCUCCAGAUCCGAAGAGGUUGCUCCAGAUCAGCCUGGAGGCGGUUUUGAGCAUCAAGGACGUGGAAAAGUUAAAGGCUGAAAAGGCAGAUCUUGAAGAGAAGCUGCUGGGGUACGCUGAUUACGAGCAACUAAAAUCCAAGAUUGCAAAGAGCGAAGAGGAAAUGGCCACCGCUGUGGAAAAGCAGUUGCAAGCCAAGGACAGCGAAUGGCAAGCUCUGUUAGAGGAGAAAGAACUGAAUUGGAGAAAGAAGGAGCUUGAACUAGGAGAUACUCUUGGAAAGCUGAAGAAAGAGGUCGAGGAGCUGAAAGUGAACGACGAGAUUAUGCGUCUCCGCCUGAAGAGUCAUGCGCACACACUGAAUACUGAGGAGGAUGGAGAUAGCGAUACAUUGGCUGAUGGACCAGAUCUGAAGGAGCGUGCUGCAGGUACUGUUGAGUUGCAAAUGCUGAGUCGGGACGCAGAGACGGCUAAGUUGCGUGUGAUGGAGCUGGAACGCCGCAAUGAGGAACUGCGGCGGGAAAUCAGCUCGGCCCGCAGUGACGUCGAGAUUGACAAGCUAAGACAAAUGAACAAUAAACGUAUCAGCGAGUUGGAGAGCGAAAACGCGUUGCUGGUUGCACGACUCGAGCACGAACGCAAAAACGCUGACAAACUCAAGUCAGAGAUCCAGUCCAAGAUCGAGGCUUCGCAGAGAGAGGUGGCUCGGCUAAACAGCGAAGCUGGGCAGUUGCGGCAGAGAGUCAACGAGACACAAGACUACGAUGAAAUCAAGAAAGAGCUGGAGGUUUUGAGACAGAUAGAGUUGGGUGACGAGGACGAGCUUCCUCAGCUGGACUCUGCGAUUGUUCAACGCAACAAGAAGCUCAACAGUGAGUUAAUUGAGUACCGUUCAAAGAACGAGGAGCUGACCAAAAAGUGUGAGACUCUCGAGAAACAACUCUCGGAGCUUACAAAGCAGCUCGAGCGUUUGAGUGAGAUGAACUCUAAGCUUGAAAAUGAUCUUAUGAAUUUAGAAAACGGCUCCUCUAGCAACGACAAGUGGGAGACCAUGUCGAUGAUUUCCUCUGUCGCGCCUUCUGUGGCGGGGGGCUCGAUGAUUGGUGCUCCUUCGCGAGGGGGAAGACUGUCUCCGGCAUCUUCCAUUGCGGGAGGCUUCGAGCCGGGCGCUUCUGCUCAGCAAAAUAACUCCAUCUUGCCUAUCAUCACACAGCAGCGUGACCGUUUCCGUAUGCGUAACAAGGAGCUGGAGGAGGAGACGAAGAAGCAGUUUUCGAAGAUUGUCGAGCUCAGAAGAGAGAUCAACGCGCUGAAAAACGACAACAAAGGCCUUUACGAGAGAAUACGGUUCCUCCAGUUCCACCAGGACGCCAAGCACACGCAGACUGCUGCUGCUUCGUCGCGCGAUCUCGAGAGCAAGUACAAAGACAGCUACGAGCAAGAGUUGCAUCCAAUAGAGCAGUUCCGCAUCAUGGAAAGCCAGAGAAUCAGUUCUCGCAUGUCGCCGUUCGAGCGCAUUUUCAUUCAGGUAACAAGGUUUGUGCUGAGCACCAAGUAUUCGCGACUCAUGUUUGUUGCCUACUGCUUUGGUCUGCACAUACUCGUGAUGAUGCUUAUGGUUUAUGUGCUGGGAAGUACAACUGCUGGCAGCAGUGGGCCCGGGAUCAGCAUGACAUCCAGCACAGGCGGCGUUGCAGGCGGCGUUGCAGGAGGUGUGAAGAGUCCGCGGUGA
Ogataea haglerorum is the source of this 2067-nucleotide messenger RNA. RefSeq lists its product as uncharacterized. Gene Ontology annotation, molecular function: actin binding. Gene Ontology annotation, cellular component: Golgi membrane. Gene Ontology annotation, biological process: intra-Golgi vesicle-mediated transport. The record is from RefSeq and is a predicted model, not a curated record. The transcript has a single exon. The coding region runs from base 1 to 2067 and encodes 688 amino acids. Lineage: Eukaryota; Fungi; Ascomycota; Pichiomycetes; Pichiales; Pichiaceae.